GUCCAGACUCGGGCACUGACCAGAGUGACGAUGAAGCCUUCUCCCCCAGUGAUCACCAGGACUCCAUAGACUCUCGGCGCUCCGAGCCCAACUUCGGCCGCUUCUACAACACAAGCUACCUUGGCAUGGGCAAGCCAGGGGACAGCUACCUCAAGAGAGGGGGAGCCACUGCCUCACCUCAGAGCAGCCGGCCCAAGCCUGCAGGGGGAUCACACUUCCAUAGGCCUCCCAACUUCACAUAUUCGAAGGACCCGCCCGACUUUUUGAAGAAGAAAGCUUCAGGAAUGUCAGCCCUAGCGACAACGAAGCGAGUGGUCAAGGUACGCCGCAGCUCUUCUCCUGCUGAUCUCCGGACCCAAGAGCCAAUCAGGAUGAGCAUGUUCCCCAGUGCCAAGCCCAAACUAGCCAAUGAGCUGGACAAAAUUGAGCGAGACGACUGGCCGGGUCCCGCCUCACCAGCAGCUCUGUUGCCAGAGAUUUUGAGGCAAAGGCGGAGGAGCAAAGGAGAAAAAGAUGAUGAUAAUGAUGAGGAUGAGGUUGUUGAGAACCCGAAGAUCAAACGAGAGCUGGAGGAGAUCUCUAAGAUCAAAGACGAGAGUGGCAUCGGCAGGGUCAUCUACAAAGAGCUGGAGGAACAGAAGGCCAAACCCCGGCAGCCCCUUGACCCCUGGAAGGCCUCGCGAGCUCCCAGUGCCAAGUUUGAACCUCGCUACAGGACGCGCUUCCAGUCUCCCAUGUUUGCUUCUCCCUCCCGCUUCCUGGACAGGCCGCGCUACGCCUGGGACGACAGCGACAUCAGGACCUACAGAUCUGUCUCCACACUGGCCAACCUCCCCACACCCAAGCCAGGCUAUGGCCCAUCCUACAUGACCCCGCGUGCUGCCACAUUGCCUCUUGCCGGAGCCUAUGGAGCCAGGGUAGACUUUAGAUAUUUUGACUUUGGGGAGGAUGAUGACAGACCAGAGCCAUCCACUCACACUUCGUCCUCCACUUUGACGGGAGACACCAGCUCCCGGCGGCACGACUCCUCGUACUAUGAGGGACCGUCAAUAUCGCUUCUCAAACUGCAGAAGAACACAUGGCACACUGAAGCUGAGCCCACCAUUUAUCCAUAUGAACAACUAAAAAUCACCAACUUUGAUCUGCCAAAGGAUGUCGACACAAACAAGUUAGAGAUACAUUUGGCCCAUGACGACUUUGAAAAGCUGUUCAACAUGCCAAAAGAAAGCUUCUACAGAAUGGCAGAGUGGAAAAGGAAUGACAUCAAGCGGAAGCUCCAUCUAUACUAGUGCCAACAUAGCAAUAUUCCCAGUUCUGUUGUUAGUGUUCUGGUCCCUUCACGGAGUCUCUGUUUACUUGUUCUAGGGCGAGUGGUGUUUGCAGAAAACAGUCUGUCACCUUGUUUCUGGGAUGUGAGCUCUUCCAUAGUUGUAGUUGAAGACCAACCAGUAUAAAGGAUAUAUUGUAACGCAGAAAGUGGAUGGGGUAGGAGGGAAUUUGUAGAUUUACUAUUGUUUUCUGAAAGUCCUGUCAUUUUUACAGCUGAACAUUUUUGUUUUGCUUUACUCUGGCAAAUAUCACAUACUGUGAGUAUGUAUGUACUGCUUGUAUUUGUAUACUGUGUGAUUGGUUCGUAUUGCGGAAAAUUUAUUUGAGCGGCGUCUUUUUUAAAGUGGGGGGGGGGAAGUACUGUUGAGUAAUAUUGAAGGUUGUGUAAGUAAUGCCUAUAAUUUUAGACUUAUCUCAAGCAGGUAUGUGUAUUAUGUAUGUAACUGGUCACCUUUGAAGAGUCUGUUAGUGUUGAUAGUAUAUUAUUUUUAUAUGCUUGCUGCCGCAAAUAUUUACUGAGAAUAAUACCAAUCAAUGUUAACUUAAAAGCCUUUUGAAGAGUGAAUUGUUUCAUUUUUCAACUUUGUAGCCCUUUUGCAUACAACUAGUUGACAGUGAAGUAUCUCUCAUUCCAUUUGGGAUAAGUUUUAUUUUUAAGUCAUUUUUCACCUUUUACAAGUACUUCUGUAAAGUUCACAACUGUAAACGAGAGCUCUUUACAAGUCUUGAGUUCAGAGCUCCAUUCCGUAUUUUCAGCACAAUUUGAUAUUUCGAACUUUUCUCCAACUUCCUCUGCAUAGAUUAUAUAACACCUUAGCGUGACACUGUUUUGUCCAUCUGCAGAGCGUUUUUCUGUAAAUGUUAUUGAUCUGAAGAGGACACUGUUUUAUUUUUGAAUCACGCAUGACAAAAAACAGCAAAAGCUGGAUAAUAAAAGAUUGCUGUGACUUUUGAGUUGGAAUUAGGGACUCCAUAGACAUUUUUGUUGUCUUUUGGAGGUUCGAGGGCAAAACCCCCAGAAAUCCUCCUUCCUUCUGUGUGUGAGCCAUAACAUAAGUUAGAAUAGAGUCACGUCCACUUUCUUGAUGUUCACAGUGUCUAGGCCUAUAUUGGAGCAUUACUACUUGCUUCUUGAUGUAUGAAAUAUUCAGAUGUUUUAUUGUGUAUGAAAUGCUAAGAAUGGUGCUGCUAUUUGCUGAUUUAUUAAUUGAAUUUCUGCCUUUUGUCCAGUUGUUUGACUGGAGGGGGGGGGGCUUGCUUUAUGUCGGGGCUGUUUGGCAUUUGUUGUAUCACUUGAAUUUGAAUCGCCGUCUGUAUGCUGUGGUUUCUGUUUUUGUGAGUUUCUGUUCCAUUUACAAUGUACGUCUGCUUGAAUAUUUUAGUCCAUUGUUGUCACACCCAAAUGUGUUUCAUUAGUUUUUGUUGUACUUUUAAUACAUUUUGUUACGAUAUAUUGUCUUCAGGAAGGUCUUUAUUAUUUAGGUGUAAAAACCAUGGAAUAGAGGAUCGGUUGUGUAGCCAAGUGAAAUCUUGCUUGUUUGAUCUUUUCACAGGUUGUGUCAUAUUUAAGUUUUCUCUAAUUUGCAUUUUUAUUAAGAAGCUUCUCCAAUUUAUCCUUUUUAAUGGAGAGAACAUUAGUGAGUUUUUCAAUAAAUUUUAAGAAUGUAUUUUUGGAUUGUGGAUUGUCUUGUGCUCUUUUUUAAAUUUUUAGUUCAUGUUUGAGAAAGGCUGAUUUCUGACUCAUUGAAUAUAGGUUGUUUAUAUAAAUUUUUAUCUGAUAUAUACAUAGAUAUGUUUGUUUGUGAAAAACUGUGAGAGGGUUACCAAAGGUAAAUGAAAGAGGAGGCUGAAUAAUCUUUGAGAUGUGAACUUUUGUUGACUGUAAUAGUAAUUAAUUGUAUGUGGAACUGGAAUUUUUAAAGUUGUAAAUACUAUUUUGUAAAAUUAUCUCACAAAUGGUAGACUAUUGACCACUGCAAGUGCCAAGCUAAUGAAUAUUUCUGUCAGUUAGUUGGCUGUAGGAAUAUUGCCCCCUGUAUUGUGUGCAGGUCUGCUGAAUAUUGGUGGAAGUGAUUGAAUUCUAUUUUGCCAUUUUGUCUUCUCACAUGUACGAAUAUCAUUGUUGUAUUGGGUGUGAUCUUGGACUAGAGACAAACAAAAUCAUUUUGAAAAAGUUUCUGUGGACUCACAGAAGUUCGGACAAAGAUGAAUGGAUAGAUUGGCCGGAUGUACUAUCUGUGGUAAUAUCACUGGUAUAUUAUAUAUAUAGCUAGGUUUGUGAUUUGUCAGGAGAGGCAGUUGCAGUGGUCUUAUAAGGUCAACUGCCAUCAAGAUGUGUACAUUGUGCAUACAAGAGUUAUGAGCCCUUUUGUGCUGUGACAUGAAAUAAUAAUCCUUAAUGAUGCCACUGGCUCACCCCAGUACAAGUGACAGUAUGCAAGGUGAAUUGUGACUAUUUUACCUGAUUCUGGUGAAUGUGAGAGUAUGUGGGUCUCCGUAUAAAGACCUCGCAAGCACUGCAUAACUGUCUUGUACUUGGGUUUAUAAAAAUAGCUGUACAUGAGCUUAAUGCUGUUCCCUUAUUGUUUUUGUUUGUCUUUUUAUAUAUAGUACAUAUAUUACCCAAGCAUCUAGUUCUGGUAUCGUUUUUAUUCUUGAUGGGAAUUUACCCAAAGAUUUGUCUAGUCUGCUGUACAAUAGCUGAGCUUUUAUAGGGAGCACCGAGGUGUUUGAAAGGAAAGAACGUGGGGUGAAUGAAGUCCUUGAAUGUUUGGGUCCAUCACUCUGUUUUUCCUUAUGAAUGCAUACAGUUCUCCUGACUGCUGAAUGUUAGUCAAAGUGUCUAUGGUAUUUUUUGCUAAAAUGUUGCUGAGUGUGACAAACCAUAUAACCACAUAGGAAUUAAAAGAGAUCCUUAGAGCAAAUUUAUGUUUGUACACCAUCCCACAAAUAAGCUCAGAAGAGCAGUGAUGGGAAAUACUUUUUGAGGAUUAUCAAUGAUUUUUUUCUCUUAUAACUAUUUUUGGGGAGGAUGUAAAAAAAGCAAUAAAACCAGGAUGAACAAGUCCAUUCUUGCUACUCUGGUAUUUGAUCUGAACUUUUGAUUAUAAAUGUUUCGUUGGAUGUAAAUAAGAGCACUUUUAGAGCUGUUCAAAUGUGUGUGGAUGUAAGGUUUGCCAUCCGAAAUGACUUUGCUGUUGGCUUUCUGCUAGUGCACAAUGUUUUGAUGUAUUAUGUUAAAUGGGGUACUUUUUAUUGAGUGACUUUUUUUCUGUUGCAAGAUAUUUGUGUAUAAAUGUGCUGCAGAGUUUUCAGUUUCGCUAACACUACACGAGACAUGACAUGCCACACUUCAUGUUUAAAAAAAUGAGAAAUUGAAACAUUUUCAAGAUUUUCAAUCUGAAGUUCUAUACUUAAGUUCCCAUGACCAAUCAUGGAGGUGUCGUAACAGGACAAGUGUUGCAUCAAAUUGAUAAAUUUGAUAAAUAAUCCCUCAAUUUUUAAAAGAUUUUUUUGGGUUCUGUUCACGGACACCACAGUCAUUCAGAUGAAAAGGAUAGUGGGAGACAAACCAUUGAUAAGAUGGUAACAAUUAGAACAAACUGCGUUGUUUUUAUUUCCUUUACUAGUAGGCCCUACUACUACUAGUACCUAUAGUAUUUCCAACACAAGAGAAAAAAGAGAAAGAAGUCCUGUAUCUAAGUAUACAGUAUUGCUUGUAAGAAUGAUUUGUGUGUUGUGCAAUUGUAAUGGAGUUUUUUUUCACAGGACUUUAAAUACUGUAAUGUGUAAUUAUUCUUCUUGAAAUACAGCUAUGUAUUCAUGUUUAGUUUUGAAGUGCAAUAUGUGGCUCAAUGGGGCCUUAUUUCUGUUUGUGCAGCGACUCCCAGGUGUCUGUCCUCAUCCACAUGUGACUGAGCAGCCUUUUUCCCUGUUUAUUUGUUUUUCUUUUUUUUUUUGAUGUCUUUUGAAAUACUCUAGUGUUGGCCAGGUGUCUACUAUUAGCACUUAUGAUGUAUGUGCACAGAACCACUUCUUUUCAAAAGUUUUUUUGUGGGGGUAAACCACAAUUAAUGCAUCCUUUCCAAACGUUUAAUAAAUUUUUCCAGUGAUGCUUUUUGCAGUUUGAGAAAGAAUCUUUGAGUGGAAAGUUUCUAGAAAGAGAACACUUAUGUUUCUUAAAUUUCAUUUAGGCCUUAUGCAUUCUAUUCUAUAGACCUUGCAUCCUUCUCCAGUUCUCCGAAAUUAUCCAUAUUCAUUGAUUAAAAAAGUGGGGUGAAAUAUAAAAGUUAGAAAUAAUAGAUGGAAGAUAAGCAGUCCAACAAUGCACUCAAAUGGGAAGUCUUAUUAGAUUGGACUGGGCGUGAGAGUCAUGUUGGUGUAGUAGAAAUUUGACUUGAUUAACUUUUGAUUGUUAUUUCCGAGUUGUACUUGCUACGAAUUUGUAAUGCUAAUACAUUUUUAGAGAGAAGCACCACAUGCUUCGUAAAUGGCUGUGCAGUCAGUUUGCUUCGUAUAUUAUUUCAAUUUGAAUUUAUGAAAGGUACAUAUUAUAAUAUUAAUAUAAGAACUGCAUUCUCUCGAUUUACUGUGAUGCAAGGUUAGGUAAAUGUUAAUUUGUAGUGCAAAAGGGUGUGACAAAGAUUUGAACACUGAGGAUGUGUAAGAAGAAAUCAUACCCACUUUUGGUUGACUGUAAGCUGUAAAUGUCUUGAUGAAUAUGGAAGAGUAAAACUUAUGCUGCCAUUUCAGAGUUAGUCACCAUAUUGCCCUACCGUUUUAGCAAAGCUUUAUGUAAGUUUUUUGCUAUGUUUUGAGAAAUUACUAGCACUGCCACAAACUUUGUAACACAUGGUGAAAUCCUGAAAAUGUUUAUGGUCUCUUACUGUGACUAUGAAGUUUCUAUAGUUUGUUGUGAAUGCUUCUAUUUGGCCUUUGUUUUAACUUUAACUCAUUUUAUCUGUCUCAUGUAUAACUUGUCUGCAAAAAGCCACAAUUCCCUACCCCUUUCGAAAAGCCUGUAAAAUUUCUGCUUUCCUUUUUUUUAAAUAAAGAAAAAUCACAACGGGAGAACAACUGCUUAUUUCAUGAUGUGUUACGUGUAUGCAAAGAAAUAAAACAGGUUUUUCAAUCAGGUUUUGAAA
Molecule: messenger RNA, 6473 nt
Organism: Aplysia californica (California sea hare)
Lineage: Eukaryota; Metazoa; Mollusca; Gastropoda; Aplysiida; Aplysiidae
Product: mucin-5AC
Biological process (GO): lamellipodium assembly; cytoskeleton organization
Cellular component (GO): actin cytoskeleton
Molecular function (GO): actin filament binding
Source: RefSeq, a predicted model, not a curated record